This is a messenger RNA of Archocentrus centrarchus (flier cichlid), 1479 nucleotides long. It is a transcript of the gene gpr141, whose product is annotated as G protein-coupled receptor 141. Lineage: Eukaryota; Metazoa; Chordata; Actinopteri; Cichliformes; Cichlidae. Gene Ontology annotation, biological process: G protein-coupled receptor signaling pathway. The transcript is spliced from 2 exons. The record is from RefSeq and is a predicted model, not a curated record. Bases 182 to 1108 code for a protein of 308 amino acids. Gene Ontology annotation, cellular component: membrane. Gene Ontology annotation, molecular function: G protein-coupled receptor activity; oxysterol binding.
ACGGACAUAAGCAUAUGUGCACACGCAGUUGGGCAGAAACCGUUUCUGUUCAGACACAGAGCUUUUUCCUGUGUCCUGUGACACAGUGAACCCUGCCGCUACUGGAUAUAAUGUGAUGUACUGCAGAGGACGCACACGACAGAGCACUUGGCAUCCAGAUCUUUAAUGACUACGGCGCAAGAUGGCUACCACAGUAAACCAGAGCACAGUAUCCCCAAACACAACUUCAAUGAUGACUAUAGCCUCAACAAAUGACAAGCCACUGAAUAACACCAGUUACCACAUAGCCCUCUUGGUCAUCUACUCUGUGGUUCUGAUCUGUGGGACAAUUAGCCUGAGCCUGAUGAUGCGCAUCAUGAAAUCCAGCACAACUUCCACCAUGUCAAUCGCUGUACUCAACCUGAUCUUUACCCACUUCAUCUUCCUGCUAACGGUUCCCUUCAGAAUCUACUAUUAUGCAACUAAUGAAUGGACCAUGCGCUAUGGGUGGUGUAAAAUAGUCAGCAGCAUGAUCCAUAUCCACAUGUAUAUGUCUUUUGUCCUCUAUGUGAUUAUCCUCAUCUCCCGCCUGUUGACAUUCUACCACAGAGCUUGCCACGUAGCAUCCUUUCAGAGGAUACACGCGAUCUUUAUCAGUGUUUUGGUGUGGAUUAUUCUGCUGAUCGCAGUCCCUUGCAUCAUCCAUUAUAAAUAUGGUGAUUUUAAAAAUGGAUCUCGCACUGAGAACAACACUUGCUUCCAGUUUGGAAAAAACAUAGAAUCUGCCAAGGUGUUCAACUACAUCACAAGCAUACUGAUUAUAGUCAUUGCCACUGUGUUGACAGGCUUCCAAGGCAAUGUUCUCUGGGUUUUAUACAGGACGCACCGGGAGGGAUGCACCUCUCAACAGGAGUUUGGGGCUCAGCUGAAGAGUCUUUGCUUUGCGCUAAUCAUGGUCAUCUGCUUCAUUCCCUACCACAUUUUCCGGCUGUAUUACUUAGAACACAUAGCUGACUUACAGAGUUUAAACGAAAUGCUUCUGAGCUUAACCACUUUUAACUGUUUGGACAUGCUUACUUUCUUGGGGACGCGGACCUGCAACAUAUGCUUCUCAGGAAAAGUUGGAUAAAUGCUGCUGGUGCUGUGAGUGUGUUUCCUUCACUUUUCUUUAAUGUCUGUCGGUGAUUUUGGUUCAGUUCCAUAAAUCCAGGUGAUCUAAUCUGAGAGUAAUAGUUCAAAAUCACAUGAGAACAAAUCAUUUAAAAAAAAUAAGAUAAAAUGAAGGAAAACAAAUAUAUAUUGCAUGUGAAAUAAAAGGUUCAACUUUCAGGUUUUAACAAUCAAUCAAUAUUUCAAUAUAAAAUGUCAAUCUUGACCGUAGGAUUUAUAGUCAGAUAAAAUAUUAUUCCCUUAGUGGUUGUUGUCUCGACAUAUUUGGCUAUGUUUUCAGAAUACUUUUUUAAUUAUCUUGAAAAACAAAACAAAAAACUCACCGAUCAC